AUGUGGCAAGGCGUGCUUCGGAGCCACGACCUGAAAUUCGGAGACAUCGUUUGGGCGAAGUCCUUCACAGAAGGCAUUAACGCAGCACCGGCCGUGGGGCCCAUGGGACCCCAGAACCGCACCACCGUCAUCGUUGGGGUCGGCAACAACCCGGAGUGCCUGCCGGAGCCGGUCAUCGGCACGACGAAGCGGGCCAAGCUCUACGCCUUAGACGCCGAGACAGGCAACACUCUGUGGAGCUUCACUGCUCCGGAGUAUUCGCUCUCCUGCGCAGGCAACACUCCAGCGGAAAUCUGCUGCCCGAGUAUGUGGAGCCAGCCGACCCUUGCUGCA
Molecule: messenger RNA, 333 nt
Organism: Symbiodinium necroappetens
Lineage: Eukaryota; Dinophyceae; Suessiales; Symbiodiniaceae
Source: the annotation of a GenBank genome assembly